CAGUCGACCUCCGUCUGUGUUUACACAAGGUUUUGCCGUUCUCAUGCAGACGGUGUCCCAUUACCUCGGAUGGAGGAGAGCUGCACGCGCCGGCAGGUCCAGAAGCUCCUGAGCUGCAGGUGGAGGUGGAUCUCUGACCGGCUUUGAGAUGCUCUUCACAGCGGAGCAGGUGGUGUGUGUGUGCGAGGUCCUCCUUCAGAGCGGCGACCUGGACCGACUGUCGGCUUUCCUCCGCAGCCUCCCUCCCGCCUCCUGCUCCGGGGAGAGGGAGAGUUUGCUGAAGGCCAAAGCUGCAGUGGCCUUUCACCACAGGCACUUCUCCGAGCUCUACGCGCUGCUGGAGGGCUUCCACUUCUCCGCACGCAGCCACCCGCUCAUGCAGCAGCUCUGGCUCCGAGCCCACUACAUGGAGGCUGAAGGACAGAGAGGGCGCCCCCUGGGGGCCGUGGGGAAGUAUCGCGUCCGGAGAAAGUUCCCACUUCCACACACCAUCUGGGAUGGAGAGGAGACCAGCUACUGCUUUAAGGAGAAGUCCCGCAGCAUUCUCCGUGACUGGUACCGCCGCCAACCCUAUCCCUCCUUGUGGGAGAAGCGGGAGCUCUCCGCUGCCACAGGCUUGACCACCACCCAGGUCAGCAACUGGUUUAAGAACCGUCGGCAGAGGGACAGAGCCGCGGACCAAUACGGGAGGAUUGCCAUGACCUUCACUUUCAACAGCGCCCCCUAG
Molecule: messenger RNA, 727 nt
Organism: Synchiropus splendidus (mandarinfish)
Lineage: Eukaryota; Metazoa; Chordata; Actinopteri; Syngnathiformes; Callionymidae
Gene: six9
Product: SIX homeobox 9
Exons: 3
Coding region: 149-727 (192 amino acids)
Biological process (GO): regulation of transcription by RNA polymerase II
Cellular component (GO): nucleus; transcription regulator complex
Molecular function (GO): RNA polymerase II cis-regulatory region sequence-specific DNA binding; DNA-binding transcription factor activity, RNA polymerase II-specific
Source: RefSeq, a predicted model, not a curated record